Molecule: messenger RNA, 1697 nt
Organism: Cicer arietinum (chickpea)
Lineage: Eukaryota; Viridiplantae; Streptophyta; Magnoliopsida; Fabales; Fabaceae
Product: E3 ubiquitin-protein ligase ATL6-like
Source: RefSeq, a predicted model, not a curated record
AUUUACCCUCUUGUGGAAGUCUAACUUGUUAAGCUAGAUCUAUAUACGUUGUAAUAUGAAAGAGGUUUAUUGUAUACACUUUAUAGUCCCUUAGAAUUCAUCAAAAGGAAUAUAAGAGGAGUGUUCACUUCACUCUUAACCGUUCAUACUUCACCCUUCUCUCCACUAAACCAAAUCCUUGUUCUUCAAGCCAUAUGAUAUAAUGAUGACAACAAAAACUCCAAUAGAAUUUCCUAUCUUGCUUCCACUCCUCUCCAUUCCCCUUUAUAACACUCAAUCUCCUCCUUCUUUUUCUUCUUAUUCCCCUCUUUAAAGCAACCUCACUACACUACUAAUCAUCUCACAUCACUAAACUUUAUCAAAAGUUCACAAAAAUGGUUGAGUUUCACUUCCAAUUCACAACUAUAAUUCCCUUCAUCCUCCUCCUUCUAUUCCUAAACCAUGUUGAAUCACAAUCAUCCAUGCAACCACUUCCUACUAACAUAUCUCAUCAUAAAUGGGAACCUUCUUUUGCAAUCACAGUUGGUGCUAUCUUAUGUCUACUUCUUUUCCUAGGAAUCAUCUUUUUCUACAUCAGAAACUGUGUUGAAUCACACAUCAUAGUCACAACAAGAACCAAUCCUACCACACAAAUUCCAUGUUCAUGUUCACAAGGUAUCAACAAGGAACUUCUCAACACUUUCCCGAUCCUAUUUUACUCAAUAAUCAAGGACCUUAAAACAGGUAAAGGACCAUUGGAAUGUGCUGUUUGUUUAACUGAUUUCAAAGAACAUGAUACCUUAAGAUUAUUACCAAAAUGCAACCAUGUUUUUCACCCUCAAUGCAUUGAUUCAUGGUUAGCUUCACAUGUUACAUGUCCUGUUUGUAGAGCAAAUCUUAACCAAGAUUCUUGUCAAGUUGCAAUGAUCAUCCCAACCCAUUUCAACAAUGAACAAAAUUGUGAGGAAAAUUCUGAAACCACACCAGAAAUCACCCUCACUCAUGAUGAUUCCACAGAUCAAAACCAAAACCAAAACCAAAACCAAAUUGUUGAUGACAUGAACAACAAAAAAGAAAGUAUCAAUUGUGAUGAUGGGUAUGGAUCAAAAUUGAAACUUUUGAGGUCAAAUUCAACAGGACAUUCAUUGGUUGAACAAGUGAAGUGUGUUGAAAGGUACACACUGAUGUUACCAGAGGAUGUGAGGAGGUACAUUUUGGUUAACAAUAGAAAAAGUUUUCAACUUUCUAUGAACAGCAACAUGGUUAAGGGGUCAUGUUGGAGUGACAGGAAGAGUAUCAAUGGUGAUGCAAAGGUGGAAAAUUGGGUUUUCUGUGCACGACAUGGUUGAGGAAUUUCAUCGAACAGUUUCUGUGCAAUGUGCUUUAAACCUCCUGUAAACUUCAAUUACUGCAGAAAAAAAUUCUUCAAGUGAAGAAUGGUGAUGUUUAGGAUGAUUCAAUAAACAAGUUUUUGUUGAACUUUGAUGGAGUUAUGGGAAUUUGGUGUAAGAUGAUGAAAUAGAAGAUUGAAAUGGAAGAAAUUGUUGAUUGAGUCAACUCGUUUGCCUUUCUUCGAUAUUAGAGUUUCUUGCUUAUGCAAUGAGUGAACUCGUUAUUUUUAUUUAUUUUUUAAUGUAUAUUUUUUUUCUUGGAGUUCUUUAUUUUAUUUUAUUGAUUUAUAUGACACCACUACUAAUUAUCAGAAUUAUUUUAUCUAA